Messenger RNA from Haliotis rubra (blacklip abalone), 1734 nucleotides. RefSeq names its product potassium voltage-gated channel subfamily D member 1-like. The transcript has 4 exons. Gene Ontology annotation, molecular function: voltage-gated potassium channel activity; protein binding. The coding region runs from base 179 to 1597 and encodes 472 amino acids. Gene Ontology annotation, cellular component: membrane; voltage-gated potassium channel complex. Gene Ontology annotation, biological process: protein homooligomerization; potassium ion transmembrane transport. The record is from RefSeq and is a predicted model, not a curated record. NCBI's taxonomy places the organism in Eukaryota, Metazoa, Mollusca, Gastropoda, Lepetellida, Haliotidae.
ACGGUUAAUGUAUCGUUAACAUUGCCGUACAGUGCGGGACAGUCUUAGAGAUGAACAUGAUCUCAGUGGAAACGGGUGUUCCCAUGAUGCUCCUUUGAAGGUGAAGACAGAGUCGGCAUGUACAGAUCUGUGUUUCCUAUGACCGAUGAGUAUUGGAUGGCGUAGCACCAAGUGAGAUAUGGACGACUGCAUCACCACCAUCAACGUGAGCGGACGUAGGUUCGAGAUCGGACGAGAUGUCUUGUCCAGGUACCCUGAUUCUACUCUAGGGCGACUGACGUCAUCUACAGAGAAGGAGGUUUUCUUCCAGAGACCCACAGCUGUGUUUAAGUCCGUCCUUGGAUACCAUCAGACAGGGCACCUGCAUCUACCAGCUUCUAUGUGUCUCGGAGCUGUACAGGAGGAACUGGAUUUCUGGGGAUUCAGCGUCGAUGACGUAGAGCCGUGUUGUAGACGUGCGCUUAACGGCUUUCAGAGACAGCAACAUGAGGUAAACGAGUUCCAAAAGGGGGCAACACUAGCGUUCAUCGAGCCGCAGGGGGAGUCCACAUCAACCUUCGCGAAGGUCAGGAAUUGGUUAUGGAAGAUGAUGGAUCGACCGUUUUCAUCAAAGAUUGCAAAGGUAUACUUCCUUAUAUCGUGCCUUGUGAUCAUCACAUCAACUCUACUAAUUGUCCUGGGAACCCUGCCUCAGUUCAAGAGCACCCUGAAGAAAGAACACUGGAGACAGUACUUCGGAGAAGACUACUUCGACGAGUACUACGACGAGAUCAGACUCGCAGAUGAAGAAUCUGACGAUGAGGAUGUGGACGAAAUAACGGAGAGACACAACAGGACGAGUGACGACAUUCUCGGGAACUUCAGUCUGCCCAAAGACGUCCAUGUGAAGAACGAGAACGUCGAACUGGUUGGUUACAUCUGCACCGCCUUCUUCGCAGUGGAGCUUCUGUUGAGGCUCUGUUGCUGCCCAAGUUUAGUCCGUUUCUUCAGGUCUCUACUGAACAUCAUUGACGUCCUCGCAGUUAUUGCCGCUCUAGGUAAGAUCCUUGUCGAGCAAGUGUCGGUCGCUGAGAAAUUCAAACAUUCCUACCUGGACAUUCUUGAAGGGAUGUUGGUCCUUCGAGUUUUGAGGCUGUUCCAUUUGACGAAGCAUAUCACAGGAGCUCGGGUUCUGGUCUACGCUUUCAAAUCUUCCUUAAGGGAGGUUGGUUUUAUGGCGCUUCUUCUUCUUAUUACCUCCAUCGUGUUUGGUACAGUUGUGUACUAUGUCGAUUCUGAUCAUAUGAAAACCAUACCGGAAGCAUGCUGGUGGGCAGUCAUCACUAUGACAACGGUUGGUUAUGGGGACAUAACUCCAUCUACUGCUGUUUCUAAGGGUGUCGGUGUGCUGUGUGCCUGCAUGGGCAUCUUGGUGCUGGCAAUAACUAUGCCGCUGUUUGUCAACAACUUUAUAACUUUUUAUUCUAUCGCCAACGAAACAUCCGACCAGGCGCAAACCACAAAUAACGAACAUGUCACCUUUUCAAAAGUUCAUCCUCUUAAACAUGGCGUGCUACAUCAGAGUAAUAAGUCAGAAGGGGAUCUAAAUAGUCGCUGAAUUACAUUUAUCAGUACAUUUACCAGUUCAUAACCUAUGACACAAAAACAUGUAUGUCAUACCCAAACGACAUAAAGGACCGUUCAUAAUUUAUGGCUAGGGGGAGUGAUGAUGAUUCUUAUGGAGAAGCAUGUACA